Molecule: messenger RNA, 1521 nt
Organism: Desarmillaria tabescens
Lineage: Eukaryota; Fungi; Basidiomycota; Agaricomycetes; Agaricales; Physalacriaceae
Product: Alpha/Beta hydrolase protein
Exons: 6
Coding region: 79-1404 (441 amino acids)
Biological process (GO): medium-chain fatty acid biosynthetic process; medium-chain fatty acid catabolic process
Molecular function (GO): monoacylglycerol lipase activity; acetylesterase activity
Source: RefSeq, a predicted model, not a curated record
CCAGCAAAAUUUCUGCUCCGACACCAUGAUGCGUUGGCCCCGAGUUGCCAUCUAAUCUCUUCUCUUCUCCUCGUGCCAAUGGGUGCCGCCUUCAGCUCUACCGGGAAAACCAAGAUAUUCUACGGUUCGUCGCCGCUGGCUGUGACGAUACGCACCAAGACGAAGGAGACGGUACGGAGUAAUCUCCGGAAAGCUAUUGAGGAGCGGUGUCCAACGUUGGCUUUUGGGGAGUUUGUGCCUGCUUGGUGGUUGCGAAAUGGGCAUCUGCAGCUUAUAUACUGCGUUACUGGGGAUUUUAGCAACAUAGAUCAUGUCGUUUACAAGAGGACGUAUCUGCGCCUUGUUGAUGGUGGUACACUAGGACUCGACUCUACGCCACCAAAUCAGGAUUCGUUCAAGGGCGAUACACCUGUUGUCGUUGUCAUGCAUGGUCUUACCGGUGGCUCCCACGAAUCCUAUGUCCGGACUAUCCUGGCGACUGCGUGUCUACCGGUAGAGAAGGGUGGACUGGGAUACAGAGCAGUUGUUAUCAACUUUCGCGGAUGUGCUGGCAUCCCGUUGACGAGCAAUCAAUUCUAUUCCGCUGGUUACACAGAUGAUCUGCGCCAGGCUCUUCUGUACAUCUCUCAGCAGUACCCCAAUGCACCUCUAUUGGGUCUAGGAUUUUCUUUGGGUGCCAAUGUCAUUGUGAGGUAUCUCGCAGAAGAAAAGGAGCACAGUCGUCUAUCGGCUGCAUGUGUAUUAGCCUGUCCAUGGGACCUUAAAAAGAACAAUGACGCCAUGGAGAGCACUCUUUGGGGCAAAUACGUGUACUCCAAAGGCAUGGCUAGCAAUCUCCUUCGCCUUCUAUCCCGGCAUACCGCAUCUCUAUCUCGUCAACCAGAACACUACGUCACCGCGGCAAUGCACGCCGCCUUUGCAUUAAAGUCCCCCACCCUAGAGCAAUUCGACGACAAAUUUACGUCCAAGGCAGGCGGAGCCCCACCGGUAUUCCCAUUCCCGUCGGCGACACACUACUAUACAUGGGCUUCAAGUCAUUAUGUGUUACCUGAUGUACGCGUACCACUGCUGGCUCUCAACUCUGCAGACGAUCCGAUUGUGCAGAAGAUCCCGGUGGACGUGGAUAACCCGAGUGUUGUGCUGGCUGUUACUCCCGGGGGUGGACAUCUUGGCUGGUUCGAGAUGGGUAAGGAGGGGGUGACGCGGUGGGUAACUAAGCCGGUGAUUGAGUGGUUGAGGCUUGUUGCAGAGGAUUUGGUGUUGGAGCGGAAGACGAAGGAAGUGUAUGUUAGUGAGGAUGGGUUCUUCAAGGAGCCUGGACGAGACGAUAUUGGGUGCAAAGUUAUUGAUGGAGGUGGAUUGGUGGAAGAUACUACGGAUAAUGAAUUGAUACAGGGACUGUAGCACCUAGAUACAUAGCAUAAACUUCAUAAACAAUAGAUAACAAGUCAAGGCUGUUUCCAAAGCUUUGCUAAAAUUGUAGGCAUGGUCUCGAUCUUCCUCGAUAAAUGACGCGUUGAU